AUUCUCUACUUCACUCCGUGCAGUUUUGUGUAUUUUGGUCGGAAGACGCGGAAGAUCUCCGUUUUCAACACCUUAGAUUUAAAUACCAAUUCUUCCGACCUCUAUUUACUGUGGCCCCCUUUGCCUCUUGAACUUUUGAUGCCAAGUUGCUAGAGGACAUAUUGCUGCUGCUCUUCGACCCGAUAAGACUGCAGGAGUUGUCAUCCACACGCUUUCGGCGAACUUAUUCGGGUUUUCCGAUAUACUGCUUUAACGAGUGAUUGUUUAUCUGGGAGACUGGGAAGGUGCUGUUUUUGCCAUUUGGAUACAGUAAUUUGAAGAUCGACCGAGGUCGGCGGUGGGCAGCAUGCCGCAGAACGAGCACAUCGAGCUCGCACAGAAGCGCCAUGGUAGGCGAUUGGAUUAUCAUGAAAAGAAGCGCAAGCGGGAGGCUCGAGCGCCUCAUGAACAGGCCAGCAAAGCUCAGUCUUUGCGCGGCAUUAAGGCCAAGAUCUACAAUAAACAACGGCAUCACGAGAAAGUUCAGAUGAAAAAGACCAUUAAAUUGCAUGAGGAACGCGAAACCAAGCAGAAGGAUGCACCGGUGCAGGAAGGUGCCGUUCCGGCCUACUUGUUGGACCGUGAGACACAGAGCCGAGCCAAGGUUCUGUCCAAUAUGAUCAAGCAGAAACGGAAAGAAAAAGCCGGAAAAUGGACUGUCCCCAUUCCUCAAGUCAAGGCUGUCAGCGAAGCGGAAGUUUUCAAGGUUCUAAAGAGUGGAAAGUCUAAGAAGAAAUCAUGGAAGAGAAUGGUCACUAAGGUGUGUUAUGUGGGAGAAGGAUUUACGCGCAAGCCUCCGAAAUACGAACGAUUUAUCCGACCGAUGGCUCUUCGCUUUAAGAAAGCGCACGUUACGCAUCCAGAACUGAAAGCCACUUUCCAGUUGCCCAUAAUUGGCGUGAAAAAGAAUCCUAGCUCACCUAUGUAUACGUCUCUAGGUGUAAUCACCAAGGGUACGGUGAUAGAAGUGAACGUUAGCGAACUGGGUCUCGUAACGCAAGGCGGAAAGGUCGUCUGGGGAAAGUAUGCUCAGGUUACGAAUAAUCCCGAAAAUGAUGGGUGUAUUAAUGCUGUUCUUUUAGUUUAAAAUAAAGUAUUGUACAGUCACUGUGACUGUAAAUACGAUCUGCGUGAGAAAUUCCUGUUUUGUUACAAAAGCUACGCUGUACAAUCCUUUUUACGAUGAGAAAGUAAUUUGAACUGAGUAGAGAAUUCGCUGAUUACAGAGUAAAAUAAAAUGAUAUGAAUGUUAAAUGAAUGGACACAAAUCC
Paramacrobiotus metropolitanus is the source of this 1310-nucleotide messenger RNA. Its product is annotated as ribosome biogenesis protein NSA2 homolog. The record is from RefSeq and is a predicted model, not a curated record. Gene Ontology annotation, cellular component: preribosome, large subunit precursor; nucleolus. The transcript has 3 exons. The coding region runs from base 347 to 1126 and encodes 259 amino acids. NCBI's taxonomy places the organism in Eukaryota, Metazoa, Tardigrada, Eutardigrada, Parachela, Macrobiotidae. Gene Ontology annotation, biological process: maturation of 5.8S rRNA; maturation of LSU-rRNA.